AUGCUGUCCGAUUCCACUCACAACCUCAGCCCUUCUCUCCGUGGCCCUAGGCGUAUCAUCCGCAUCACACAGCGUUUGUCGUCUCAACGCAUCAAGACAAUGCGCGAUAUGGUGCCAGGUCCUCGACUGUUCCUGGCCGGUCCUGAACUCGAAAAGGCUAUUGUAGAUAAUCUUCAAGCAGUGCAGGUUGUGGAAGCCAUGAAGGAUAUAGAUUCCUUUGUUUGUAUCCCAGGGAAAUCGUUGCGCCGAGCGAAGAUUAUGGGAUGCAGCAAAGGAAUCCGAGAGAGCGACGACCCCGCUGUCAAUAUUGAUGGAGUGCCAGAGGGCGUCGGCUAA
Molecule: messenger RNA, 336 nt
Organism: Penicillium coprophilum
Lineage: Eukaryota; Fungi; Ascomycota; Eurotiomycetes; Eurotiales; Aspergillaceae
Exons: 1
Coding region: 1-336 (111 amino acids)
Source: RefSeq, a predicted model, not a curated record